UCUUAUGUCUUGGCGUUGCGGUGAGGGACUUUACGCGGAUGGAGGACCGAAAUAUUUGACAAUAAACUCAUAUCGGGUACCACCGAAAAAGUAAAGGGACUAAUUCCACCGUUAAGGCUAUCAACAAUCAAUGAUAGAGUUAUCUCAAGAGGGCAUCGUGUGAACCCUUGCAGCCGCUGACAGUCUUCUGCACUCGGAGAAAUGGAACAUAUCCGAACGCCUAAGGUGGAGCAGGUGCGGCUGGUGGAUCGCUUCAGCAACAAAUCCACAAAUGGCACACUGUACCUCACCGCUACGCAUCUCAUUUUUGUGGAAAGCGGCUCUAACAACGCAGCCUCUGCUGGCCAGGAGAUCUGGAUUUUGCACCACCAUAUAGCCUCAGUGGAGAAGCAAAGCCUGACCACCUCGGGCUGCCCGCUGGUCAUCCAGUGCCGGAACUUCAGGGUGGUUCAUUUUGUGGUACAGAGGGAAAGAGACUGCCAUGACAUCUAUAGUUCACUGCUGCGUCUACUGCGGCCAGUACAUUACGAGGAACUCUACGCAUUCUCCUACAACCCCAAGCAAAACGAUCAGCAGAGAGAGGAGGGCUGGCAGCUCAUCGACCUGGGGGCGGAGUUUGAGAGGAUGGGCGUGCCAAAUGACCAAUGGCAGCACACUGACGUCAACAGAGACUACAAGGUGUGUGAGACAUAUCCACGCGACCUGUACGUUCCCAUCACAGCCAGUAAGCCUAUCAUCGUUGGCAGCUCCAAGUUCCGAAGCAAAGGACGCUUUCCUGUGCUCACAUACUUUUACCAAGAGAAAAAGGCGGCAGUGUGUCGCUGCAGCCAGCCACUCUCUGGGUUCAGCGCGCGUUGCCUCGAAGAUGAGAGCAUGCUGCAGGCCAUCAGUAAGGCCAAUCACAACAGUCGCUUUGUUUACGUCAUGGACACAAGGCCAAAGCUGAAUGCGCUGGCCAACCGCGCUGCAGGCAAAGGCUACGAGAACGAGGACAACUACUCCAACAUCCGCUUUCAGUUUGUUGGGAUCGAAAACAUCCACGUAAUGAGGGCAAGCCUGCAGAAAUUACUGGAAGUUAUUGGCACUCGGUCUCUUACCAUGAGCGACUACCUAGUGGGACUGGAAAGCAGCGGCUGGCUGCGACAUAUCAAGGCUGUAGUAGAUGCAGCUGUGUUUCUUACAAAGGCAGUGACAUUAGAAGGGGCCAGUGUAUUAGUUCACUGCUCAGACGGAUGGGACAGAACUGCCCAAGUUUGCGCCCUGGGGUCACUGCUCAUGGACCCCUAUUAUCGCACCAUCAAGGGCUUUAUGGUGCUGAUAGAGAAAGACUGGAUUUCCUUUGGUCACAAGUUUGCAGACAGGUGUGACCAGCUCAAUGGGGAUCCAAAGGAAGUGUCUCCUAUCUUCACUCAGUUUCUUGAGUGUGUUUAUCAGCUGACUGAGCAGUUCCCGCAAGCUUUUGAGUACAGCGAGUGGUUCCUGCUGCAGAUCCAUGAGCAUGUGCACUCUUGUCAGUAUGGAAACUUCCUAGGGAACAAUCAGAGGCAGAGAGAGGAGUUGCAACUUAGAGAGCGAACUCACUCACUCUGGGCCUAUCUGAUGAGUGAAAAGCAGAACUACUUGAAUCCAUUCUACAAGCCUUCAUACUCUGAAGCACAUCCUGUGCUGGAGCCCUCCACCUUGCCAUACCAUUUCAAGUUCUGGAGGAACAUGUACCACCAGUUCGAUCGGUCCAUGCAUCCACGGCAGUCCAUCCUCAAAACCACUCUGACUCUGAAGGAGAACAGCCGCGAAGCGGAGAGCACACUGCGAGCUCUGGAGACUAGGCUCCAACAGCUUGGUGUGACCCCAAUUGCGACCUCUGACCCCCCGGCACCUCCUCCAACCAGAGACCAACGCACCAAUCCCCUGCCACCGCGGCCUGACUCCCUCAUCCUAGGCGCACCUAUCAACCACAAAGAGGUGCAGCGUCGCGAGGAGGAGGACGAACAAGACGAAGUGGGCGAGGAGGCCAUGGAGAGUACAGACACAGAGCGGACAGUAGAGGGCAGCAGUGGCAGCGAGAGCAGGAAGCAGAGCUACGGAGAACUGGAAGGGACAUGCAACGGUGAACUUGCCAAAGAGGAGCCAGCUGUUGUCAGUCUGGAGCUUGGCGUGGCACGAAUGACCUGCUGAAGCCAAAGCAGGAGUGUUUCUGGACGGAGAGACUGGUGUGGAUGAGUGAGGGGCCUUUACUGUAGGGGUGAGUGUGCGUGUGUGCGCGUCUGUGUAUGUGCGUGGACAGGAAGCUGUCAUUCCGUUUGUGAUUACACUCUGAUUACGCAAUGGCUAGUGGCUGAUAUUGUCUCUGUACAGUUUAAAUCUCAGUGGAAGGCCUCAUAAAUAUGUCAUAUACUGCUCCUACCAUUGAAAAGCUUCUUUCUUUUUUUUAAAGAAUCUUGUAAAGCCUAAUAGAGAAAAAGAAAAUAAAUUCAUUCAAAACCAAAA
Molecule: messenger RNA, 2487 nt
Organism: Xiphophorus couchianus (Monterrey platyfish)
Lineage: Eukaryota; Metazoa; Chordata; Actinopteri; Cyprinodontiformes; Poeciliidae
Gene: mtmr6
Product: myotubularin related protein 6
Exons: 15
Coding region: 202-2175 (657 amino acids)
Biological process (GO): phosphatidylinositol dephosphorylation
Cellular component (GO): nuclear envelope; cytoplasm
Molecular function (GO): phosphatidylinositol-3,5-bisphosphate phosphatase activity; phosphatidylinositol-3-phosphate phosphatase activity
Source: RefSeq, a predicted model, not a curated record